AUGCCGCCGUCAAUUCUCCAGGCCUCAAACACCCUGCACUACGCCACAGCCAUCUCUGCUGUAGGCUUUUAUCUUUUCCACACUGUCGCCAAUGUUGGACGAACAAAACCGGCAAAGACUUCUUCAGCACGACUCUUUGAUCGACUAGCAAUUGGUUUACUAUUUCUAGGCUAUGUGGCCGAGGGUGUAGUUACAAUUCUAGAACGAAAUGAGCGGAGCAAAGAAGCACAGACGGUUCAUUUCGUUCUGCUCAUCACCAUUUGGUUGCUCAUCUUGAUCCAACACGAUGCACUCCGACUUUUGAUCCUGGGCACAUCGCUCAGUACACUUACCUUUGAGAUCCCAUUGCUCGUGUUUUCUACUCUCGGCAAUCUCAACACUACUCUUUCUGUGGCACGACUUGCCAGCCAAGCAGUCCGAACUCUCCCUCUCUUGUUCCUUUCAGUGUACUACCUCACCUAUCGCGGAAAUGACUACAAUGAACUUUUUGACAACGAGGAGUCAGAACCUUUUCUUCAGACAAGUGGCACAACAGAGUACACAAACUACGGGACUCAGCGACCCAGAGACACAGACUAUGACAGCGACACCUUCACUCAGGGCAGCGAAGAAGACGACGAUGUUAUCGACAUCAAGCGUGAGCGCGCAAAGCGACUUAACGAAAAAGGUGGCUGGUGGGGAUAUCUCGCCGACUUUUCCAUCUUCGUUCCUUUCUUGGUCCCCAAGAAAGAUCGCAAGGUUCAACUUUGUAUCUUGCUCUGUCUUACUUGUAUUGUUGCUACUCGAGCUUUCAACGUCUUGGUGCCCCGUCAACUCGGUAUCGUGGCAGAUCAAUUACUGGCCAAGGAGAGCCCAUUCCAGGCGCUGUUCGUUUGGCUUGGAUUGAGCAUGAUGUCUCACGAUAUUCUCAUCGGCUUCAUUGUGGACCUGACCAAGAUUCCUAUCAAGCAAUUCUCUUACCGAUCACUCACCAAUGCUGCUUUCAACCACGUCCUAUCUCUUCCCAUGGAGUUUCAUUCUGAACGUGACUCUGCAGAGGUCAUGAAAGCCAUCGAGCAAGGCGAAGCUUUGACAAAUGUACUGGAUACACUCCUCAUCGAACUUCUUCCCACAUUCGUCGACUUGAUGAUUGCUUUCAUCUUCUUGUACUGGAAGUUCAACAGCUACGUUGCUCUUGCAAUGGCUGCUGCGGCCACCACCUUUAUCACCUUUGAAGUAUAUGCCACCAGCUGGAACUUGGACAACCGAAGAGAGUCAUCCAAGUCCAAGCGAGAAGAGGUGCGCGUCAUGCAUCAAGCUGUUCAGGGCUGGCAGACUGUAACUUACUUCAACAUGUUUGGCUUUGAGAGGCGCCGUUUCGGAGGCGCAGUUGAUAAGCAAUUGAACGCUGCCCAAGCCUGGGAGAGACGGGACGCAUGCAUUCAAGCUUUGCUGAACGCUAUCGUACCCUGUACGUUUUUCAUUUUGGCCAGUCUUGUCAUUUAUGACGUCUUCCAGGGGGGUUCCUCGCCCGGUGACUUCGUCUUUUUCAUCCAGUACUGGGAGUACUUGAUUUGGCCUCUCAAGUUCCUGUCUCAUCAAUAUCGCUAUCUCAUGUCCGAUUUGGUCGACGCCGAGCGUCUUCUCUACCUGCUGCAGACAAAGCCAAGCAUCACCGAUAAAGAAGGAGCCAAGGAGCUCGAAAAGGUUCAGGGUCGUGUUGAAUUCAAGAAUGUUUCUUUCUCCUACGAUCCUCGCAAGGCAACCAUCCAAGAUCUUUCCCUAUCGGUCGAGCAGGGACAGACUGUGGCACUUGUUGGAGAGACAGGCGCUGGCAAGUCAUCUAUCAUGAAACUGCUUCUCCGCUUCUACGACAUCAACCAAGGUUCUAUUACCAUUGAUGGCCACGACAUUCGCGAUAUCACCCUCAGCUCGUUGAGGGACGCCCUUGGGGUUGUUCCCCAGGACCCCCUGCUAUUUAACGCAUCAGUCCUCGAGAAUAUGCGCUACGCCCGACCUUCAGCUACAGACGAAGAGAUAUACGAUGCUUGCAGAGCAGCAGCUAUCCAUGACAAGAUUCUUAGCUUCGUUGACGGAUAUAACACUGAAGUUGGAGAGCAAGGCGUCAAGCUAUCAGGAGGCGAGAUCCAGAGAUUGGCAAUCGCUCGAGUGUUUUUGAAGAAUCCUCCUAUCCUUAUUCUGGACGAGGCAACCAGUGCCAUCGAUACGAACACCGAGUCCAGCAUCCAGGGUGCUCUUGAUGAGUUGAAACGCGAGAGAUCGACGUUCAUCAUUGCGCAUCGACUGUCGACAAUUGUCAGUGCGGACAAGAUUCUCGUCAUUCAUGAUGGAAAAGUUGUUGAGUCAGGAACACACGCUGAAUUGAUCUCAAUUGAAGGAAGAUACAAGCAAUUGUGGAACAAACAGAUUGCAAACAAAUAG
This is a messenger RNA of Fusarium venenatum, 2421 nucleotides long. Its product is annotated as P-loop containing nucleoside triphosphate hydrolase protein. The record is from RefSeq and is a predicted model, not a curated record. Gene Ontology annotation, cellular component: membrane. Lineage: Eukaryota; Fungi; Ascomycota; Sordariomycetes; Hypocreales; Nectriaceae. Gene Ontology annotation, molecular function: ABC-type transporter activity; ATP hydrolysis activity; ATP binding. Gene Ontology annotation, biological process: transmembrane transport.